AUGGCAUCGGACACUGAAACCGAGAUGGGAGAUACAGCAAAACGCGGAAGUCAGCCACAAAAGGCUGCAUGUGAUGAGUGCCGACGUCGGAAACAACGGUGCGAUGGCAAGAAGCCACAAUGUAGCGUUUGUCGAGACACUGGUGUUCUGGAGGCAAUGCUAAAGGCUCGCUCCUCGCCCCAUCGAGAAGAACCCCUGGAGACUACAGGAAACAAUGGUGACGGGGUUCUCGCUGCGUCGGGUGCGAAAGAAAGCGCAUUGGUGUCCACGCGUCCAUUUGGCCAGCAUGUUCCUCUUUCGCCGAUAUUGCACGCCGAAUUGUAA
Molecule: messenger RNA, 324 nt
Organism: Aspergillus lentulus
Lineage: Eukaryota; Fungi; Ascomycota; Eurotiomycetes; Eurotiales; Aspergillaceae
Source: RefSeq, a predicted model, not a curated record